This is a messenger RNA of Salvelinus sp. IW2-2015, 438 nucleotides long. RefSeq names its product ATP synthase F1 subunit epsilon (gene atp5f1e). Gene Ontology annotation, cellular component: mitochondrial inner membrane. The record is from RefSeq and is a predicted model, not a curated record. Gene Ontology annotation, molecular function: proton-transporting ATP synthase activity, rotational mechanism. Gene Ontology annotation, biological process: proton motive force-driven mitochondrial ATP synthesis. NCBI's taxonomy places the organism in Eukaryota, Metazoa, Chordata, Actinopteri, Salmoniformes, Salmonidae.
GCGACGUCAUUCUCGCCUCUUCCGCUCUGUUUUUAUACACAUAUCCGAAUUGUCCUUGAGCGGAACGUCACUGGCAAAAUGGUUGCAUACUGGAGACAAGCGGGCCUUAGCUACAUUCGCUUCUCUGCAAUCUGCGCGAGUGCAGUGCGAGCAGCACUGAAACCACAGUUCAAAGUCGAGGCAAUGAAAGUUGCAGAAUCCAGCGUCAAAGUCUACGUCCCAAAGGCUAUAGCAUGAUCUGAAUACAUGUAGUGGAUGUUCUUCGGGGCCAAGAGGAUUUUUCAAAGUCCCGGCCAACAUGUCUGUCUUUGUGAAUGGAUGAAAAUGCAAGGGUUAAAUCUAGAUUUGUGGAUAGACGGGGGACCUAACAGAAUGGGAAUGUUGUUUUUCCUUUAAUUUGUAAUUAAGAAAAUGAAUUAAAACUCCUAUCUAAAAGUU